Molecule: messenger RNA, 2119 nt
Organism: Balaenoptera musculus (blue whale)
Lineage: Eukaryota; Metazoa; Chordata; Mammalia; Artiodactyla; Balaenopteridae
Gene: BIN1
Product: bridging integrator 1
Exons: 20
Coding region: 133-1986 (617 amino acids)
Biological process (GO): regulation of endocytosis
Cellular component (GO): synaptic vesicle; cytoplasm; plasma membrane
Molecular function (GO): phospholipid binding; tau protein binding
Source: RefSeq, a predicted model, not a curated record
CUCCGCCUCCGCCAGUCGGCUCGGCGAUCUAGUGCGCGGCGUGGAGCGGGAGCCCGGGCCGGACGCGCGGCCGGGGGCCGGGGCUGGGGGCUGGGUAGAUCGGCGCCAGCCACCGGGCAAGCCUGAGCCGCAAUGGCUGAGAUGGGCAGCAAGGGGGUGACGGCGGGAAAGAUCGCCAGCAACGUGCAGAAGAAGCUCACUCGCGCGCAGGAGAAGGUCCUCCAGAAGCUGGGGAAGGCGGAUGAGACCAAGGAUGAGCAGUUUGAACAGUGUGUCCAGAAUUUCAACAAGCAGCUGACGGAGGGCACCCGGCUGCAGAAGGAUCUCCGGACCUACCUGGCCUCGGUCAAAGCCAUGCAUGAGGCCUCCAAGAAGCUGAACGAGUGCCUGCAGGAGGUGUACGAGCCUGACUGGCCUGGCAGGGAUGAGGCGAACAAGAUUGCUGAGAACAAUGACCUGCUCUGGGUGGAUUACCACCAGAAGCUGGUGGACCAGGCGCUGCUGACCAUGGACACGUACCUGGGCCAGUUCCCUGACAUCAAGUCACGCAUCGCCAAGCGCGGGCGGAAGCUGGUGGACUUCGACAGUGCCCGGCACCAUUACGAGUCCCUCCAAACGGCCAAAAAGAAGGAUGAAGCCAAAAUUGCUAAGCCUGUCUCGCUGCUUGAGAAAGCCGCCCCCCAGUGGUGCCAAGGCAAACUGCAGGCUCAUCUCGUAGCUCAAACUAACCUGCUCCGAAAUCAGGCCGAGGAGGAGCUCAUCAAAGCCCAGAAGGUGUUUGAGGAGAUGAAUGUGGAUCUGCAGGAGGAGCUGCCGUCCCUGUGGAACAGCCGUGUGGGUUUCUAUGUCAACACGUUUCAGAGCAUCGCAGGCCUGGAGGAGAACUUCCACAAGGAGAUGAGUAAGCUCAACCAGAACCUCAGCGACGUGCUGGUCAGCCUGGAGAAGCAGCACGGGAGCAACACCUUCACCAUCAAGGCCCAGCCCAGGCCUCCGCGUCCCGCCCGUCCCCACAGAAAGAAAACUAAACUGUUCUCCCGGCUGCGCAGAAAGAAGAACAGUGACAACGCCCCUGCGAAAGGGAACAAGAGCCCCUCUCCGCCUGAUGGCUCCCCUGCCGCCACCCCCGAGAUCAGAGUCAACCACGAGCCCGAGCCGGCUGGUGCGGCCACCCCCGGGGCCGCCCUCCCCAAAUCCCCGUCUCAGCUCCGGAAAGGCCCACCAGUCCCUCCGCCUCCCAAACACACCCCGUCCAAGGAGGUCAAGCAGGAGCAGAUCCUCAGCCUGUUUGAGGACACGUUUGUCCCUGAGAUCAGCGUGACCACCCCCUCCCAGUUUGAGGCCCCGGGGCCUUUCUCGGAGCAGGCCAGUCUGCUGGACCUGGACUUUGACCCCCUCCCACCUGUGGCAAGCCCUGUGAAGGCGCCCACGCCCUCUGGUCAGUCAAUUCCGUGGGACCUCUGGGAGCCCACAGAGAGUCCAGUUGGCAGCCUGCCUUCCAGGGAGCCCAGCGCUGCCGAGGGCAGCUUUGCCGUGGCCUGGCCCAGCCAGACGGCCGAGCCGGGGCCUGCCCAACCAGCAGAGGCCUCGGAGGUGGCGUGUGGGACCCACCCUGCGGCUGGAGCCCAGGAGCCCGGGGAGACAGCAGCAAGUGAAGCAGCCUCCAGCUCUCUCCCCGCGGUGGUGGUGGAGACCUUCUCGGCAACUGUGAACGGCACGGUGGAGGGCGGCAGCGGGGCAGGGCGCCUGGACCUGCCCCCGGGGUUCAUGUUCAAGGUGCAGGCCCAGCACGACUACACGGCCACGGACACGGACGAGCUGCAGCUCAAAGCUGGGGACGUGGUGCUGGUCAUCCCCUUCCAGAACCCGGAGGAGCAGGAUGAAGGCUGGCUCAUGGGCGUGAAGGAGAGCGACUGGAUCCUGCACAAGGAACUGGAGAAGUGCCGGGGCGUCUUCCCCGAGAACUUCACCGCGAGGGUGCAGUGAGAGCAGAGCGCCUGGCGGUGCUGCGGACGCGUGAACGGCAGCACCUUUUCCCGAAAAAUGUGUGUUUCUUUUUUUUUUUUUUCCGUUUUUGUUUUUAAACUUUUGAAAAGCAAAGGGAAAUUGAGGGGAGAGA